GCUUCUGGAAUUACAACAUCCAAAGGUCUAGCAACGAAUGUAGGUACAAGAAAGCCUGUUGAAGCAACCACUGGCCAGUUAACAUUCUCCACCACAGCAGUUCUUGAAACCACGACUUCAGUGCCCGAGGCCACAACAAAGAGCAGCGAAAGUACAGUAGUAUCAUCAAAGCCCUCUCUUUAUACAAGAACUACAGCAGGCCCUUUCACCACCUCUCAGAGAGCUACAACUGAAUUUGUUGAAACUACUUUCUCAGAAACAACAACAGUAAACAUUGGUUCAACAAAACCCCCAAAAGUUGGCACAACAGGCCCAGUGACUGGCUCCAUAACAGAAGUUGUUGAAACCACAACUGCAGCCCCAGGAAUCAUGUCAACAAGCCAGGAAACAACACUUUUCACAUCCAAACCUUCUAUUGUUACCAAAACCACAACAACACCUUCUAGAACCACUGGGGGAUUUACAACAAAAGCUUCUGAAAUUACAACAUCCGAAGGUCUAGCAACGAAUGUAGGUACAAGAAAGCCUGUUGAAGCAACCACUGGCCAGUUAACAUUCUCCACCACAGCAGUUCUUGAAACCACGACUUCAGUGCCCGAGGCCACAACAAAGAGCAGCGAAAGUACAGUAGUAUCAUCAAAGCCCUCUCUUCAUACAAGAACUACAGCAGGCCCUUUCACCACCUCUCAGAGAGCUACAACUGAAUUUGUUGAAACUACUUUCUCAGAAACAACACCUGUAAACAUUGGUUCAACAAAACCCCCAAAAGUUGGCACAACAGGCCCAGUGACUGGCUCCAUAACAGAAGUUGUUGAAACCACAACUGCAGUCCCAGGAAUAAUGUCAACAAGCCAGGAAACAACACUUUUCACAUCCAAACCUUCUAUUGUUACCAAAACCACAACAACACCUUCUAGAACCACAGGGGGAUUUACAACAAAAGCUUCUGAAAUUACAACAUCCGAAGGUCUAGCAACGAAUGUAGGUACAAGAAAGCCUGUUGAAGCAACCACUGGCCAGUUAACAUUUUCCACCACGGCAGUUCUUGAAACCACGACUUCAGUGCCCGAGGCCACAACAAAGAGCAGCGAAAGUACAGUAGUAUCAUCAAAGCCCUCUCUUCAUACAAGAACUACAGCAGGCCCUUUCACCACCUCUCAGAAAGCUACAACUGAAUUUGUUGAAACUACUUUCUCAGAAACAACUGUAAACAUUGGUUCAACAAAACCCCCAAAAGUUGGCACAACAGGCCCAGUGACUGGCUCCAUAACAGAAGUUGUUGAAACCACAACUGCAGUCCCAGGAAUAAUGUCAACAAGCCAGGAAACAACACUUUUCACAUCCAAACCUUCUAUUGUUACCAAAACCACAACAACACCUUCUAGAACCACAGGGGGAUUUACAACAAAAGCUUCUGAAAUUACAACAUCCGAAGGUCUAGCAACGAAUGUAGGUACAAGAAAGCCUGUUGAAGCAACCACUGGCCAGUUAACAUUCUCCACCACAGCAGUUCUUGAAACCACGACUUCAGUGCCCGAGGCCACAACAAAGAGCAGCGAAAGUACAGUAGUAUCAUCAAAGCCCUCUCUUCAUACAAGAACUACAGCAGGCCCUUUCACCACCUCUCAGAGAGCUACAACUGAAUUUGUUGAAACUACUUUCUCAGAAACAACACCUGUAAACAUUGGUUCAACAAAACCCCCAAAAGUUGGCACAACAGGCCCAGUGACUGGCUCCAUAACAGAAGUUGUUGAAACCACAACUGCAGUCCCAGGAAUAAUGUCAACAAGCCAGGAAACAACACUUUUCACAUCCAAACCUUCUAUUGUUACCAAAACCACAACAACACCUUCUAGAACCACAGGGGGAUUUACAACAAAAGCUUCUGAAAUUACAACAUCCGAAGGUCUAGCAACGAAUGUAGGUACAAGAAAGCCUGUUGAAGCAACCACUGGCCAGUUAACAUUUUCCACCACGGCAGUUCUUGAAACCACGACUUCAGUGCCCGAGGCCACGACAAAGAGCAGCGAAAGUACAGUAGUAUCAUCAAAGCCCUCUCUUCAUACAAGAACUACAGCAGGCCCUUUCACCACCUCUCAGAGAGCUACAACUGAAUUUGUUGAAACUACUUUCUCAGAAACAACUGUAAACAUUGGUUCAACAAAACCCCCAAAAGUUGGCACAACAGGCCCAGUGACUGGCUCCAUAACAGAAGUUGUUGAAACCACAACUGCAGUCCCAGGAAUAAUGUCAACAAGCCAGGAAACAACACUUUUCACAUCCAAACCUUCUAUUGUUACCAAAACCACAACAACACCUUCUAGAACCACAGGGGGAUUUACAACAAAAGCUUCUGAAAUUACAACAUCCGAAGGUCUAGCAACGAAUGUAGGUACAAGAAAGCCUGUUGAAGCAACCACUGGCCAGUUAACAUUCUCCACCACAGCAGUUCUUGAAACCACGACUUCAGUGCCCGAGGCCACAACAAAGAGCAGCGAAAGUACAGUAGUAUCAUCAAAGCCCUCUCUUCAUACAAGAACUACAGCAGGCCCUUUCACCACCUCUCAGAGAGCUACAACUGAAUUUGUUGAAACUACUUUCUCAGAAACAACACCUGUAAACAUUGGUUCAACAAAACCCCCAAAAGUUGGCACAACAGGCCCAGUGACUGGCUCCAUAACAGAAGUUGUUGAAACCACAACUGCAGUCCCAGGAAUAAUGUCAACAAGCCAGGAAACAACACUUUUCACAUCCAAACCUUCUAUUGUUACCAAAACCACAACAACACCUUCUAGAACCACAGGGGGAUUUACAACAAAAGCUUCUGAAAUUACAACAUCCGAAGGUCUAGCAACGAAUGUAGGUACAAGAAAGCCUGUUGAAGCAACCACUGGCCAGUUAACAUUCUCCACCACGGCAGUUCUUGAAACCACGACUUCAGUGCCCGAGGCCACAACAAAGAGCAGCGAAAGUACAGUAGUAUCAUCAAAGCCCUCUCUUCAUACAAGAACUACAGCAGGCCCUUUCACCACCUCUCAGAGAGCUACAACUGAAUUUGUUGAAACUACUUUCUCAGAAACAACUGUAAACAUUGGUUCAACAAAACCCCCAAAAGUUGGCACAACAGGCCCAGUGACUGGCUCCAUAACAGAAGUUGUUGAAACCACAACUGCAGUCCCAGGAAUAAUGUCAACAAGCCAGGAAACAACACUUUUCACAUCCAAACCUUCUAUUGUUACCAAAACCACAACAACACCUUCUAGAACCACAGGGGGAUUUACAACAAAAGCUUCUGAAAUUACAACAUCCGAAGGUCUAGCAACGAAUGUAGGUACAAGAAAGCCUGUUGAAGCAACCACUGGCCAGUUAACAUUCUCCACCACAGCAGUUCUUGAAACCACGACUUCAGUGCCCGAGGCCACAACAAAGAGCAGCGAAAGUACAGUAGUAUCAUCAAAGCCCUCUCUUCAUACAAGAACUACAGCAGGCCCUUUCACCACCUCUCAGAGAGCUACAACUGAAUUUGUUGAAACUACUUUCUCAGAAACAACAACUGUAAACAUUGGUUCAACAAAACCCCCAAACGUUGGCACAACAGGUCCAGUGACUGGCUCCAUAACAGAAGUUGUUGAAACCACUGAGUCUGAAGCCUCCCGUAAAACGUCACUUUCUGAGGUUUUAACGACAGGGAGCCUUAGUACAUUGUAUUUUAGUUCAACAACAACCAAGAAAUCUCCCCUCAUUACAACAAAAGCUCCAAUUUUAACUGUAUCUACAACCAUCGGACCAUUUAUCACAACAACGAGCCUUACAACAACCAUAGGUGUCAUAACUGGACAGUUACACACAACUAGUGUACUUACAAACCCUUCUGUGAAAAACACAACAUCCUUAUCCACUAAAAGUCCCUUAGGAGGUACAACAUAUAUUGCUCCCAUAACACAGACACUUCCAGGCAGCACAACAGUUUAUCCUUCUAGAUCAACUAUUAAGACAACUGGAGCAACACUCAUCUCCUCUUCACGUUUUACCACAGCAUUAUGUGUGUGUGAUGUUAACGGAACAUCUCAUCAUCCCGGGGACUUGUUAUACAAUGUUACUGAUGGCCUUGGGUGGUGCUACAGUGCAUAUUGCAAUGUAUCUUGUAAAGUUGAAACACAAUCCAGCCCAUGUCCAACCACACUGACGGCUAGCACUACUGCACAUUCUUCCGCUUCACUGUUCAGCACAAGAAAGGCCCCAAUUUCAAGCUCAGUACUUUUGACCACAGCCACUACAAUAGGAUCUACAGCUAGCCAAGACUGCUAUGAUGUGUAUCCACCAAAACAGAAUGGAGAGUCCUGGAAGAUUAGCAAUUGCACCACAGCAACUUGCACAGGAGGCAAGAUAACCGUCUCACCUACGGUCUGUCCUAAUGUAACCCAACCCAUCUGUGCCAAUAGGAGAAAACCUAUCAAGAUCUAUGAGCAAAAUGGAUGUUGCUUUCACUAUGAAUGUGAAUGUGUGUGUAGUGUCUGGAGUGGAUCCUACUACAUGACAUUUGAUGGACAAAUGUAUAAUUUGCGACAGAACUGCUCUUAUUACUUGGUUAAGGAGAUUAUUUCUAAAUAUAACUUGACUAUUACAAGAAGCAAUGACUGUGAUCCUUCAGACAGCACAUUCUGCCCUCUGGCUCUCACUGUCACAUAUCAAUCAGUAAAGGUAGUUUUGACCCAGGUGAAGACUCCAGGAACACCAACUAAUGUGGUGUAUGUAAAUGAGAAACGUAUCUACCCAGCCUAUAGCAGUUCGGUCCUGCUCCUCUUUGGCACAGAUAUGGAAAUCACAGCAGUGAUACAGGAGAUCAACGCAAAAAUAAUCUAUAGAGGCUUUUCAUUCAGUAUUGACCUUCCCUAUUCUCUGUUUGUGGGAAACACUGAGGGACAGUGUGGUACUUGUGACAACUCCCAGGCCAAUGACUGCCGUUCUCCAAAUGGCCAAAUAGAAAACUGCUCAGAAUCUGCAGAACUGUGGACUAUCCCCGGUACAGCCUGUGUCACCCCAACCACCCCUUCACCUACUUCAAAAACAGAACCUGUAACUUCAUCAAGGCACCCAUAUCCAACAACACAACACACCUGCAAACCUGCCAUUUGUGAACUCCUUAUGAGCAGUUUGUUUGCACCAUGCCACACACUCAUAUACCCAGGACCAUUUGUGACAUCCUGCGCCUAUGAGCUUUGCAGUGGUGGUAAUAGCACCUGCUCCAGCCUGGAGGCAUAUGCUGCUGAGUGUUCCAAUGCAGGAGUCUGUAUUGACUGGAGAAAUGCCACCAAUGGACUGUGUGAACAUAGAUGUUCAAGCAACAAAGUGUACAUAGCGUGCGGCCCCUCGAUAGAGCCUACAUGCAAUGACAGAUACAACAAGAAGUUUCAGGCAGAUAUGACAGCAGCUGCUAACUACACCAAGGAAGGCUGCUUCUGUCCUCAGGCCACCACAUUAUUCAACACAGUGUAUGACACAUGCGUCACCACCUGCGACUGUGUUGGACCAGAUGGAAAACCCAAACAGCCUGGGGAAAUAUGGGCAAGUGAAUGCAACACCUGUGAGUGUGACCAGGAUUCAAUGAGUGUCCGCUGUGAGCCUGUGAAGUGCCCUGAGGUCCAAAACCCCAACUGCACUGAGUAUGGCCAGCAACUGCUCAACAAAACAGAAGGCUGCUGCCCAACACAGACAUGUGAAUGUAACUUUAACCAGUGUGCUGCUCUUCUUAUCUGCCCCCUGGGCUUCGAACUGAACAUCACCAAUGGGACUUGCUGCCAAUCCUAUAAGUGUGUUCCUAAAGGUGUAUGUGUCUAUGACAUGACUGAGUUCAAGCCCGGUGCCAAGAUACCAACCCCUCAAACACUAUCAGAAGCUCCACUGGAAGAACCAUCAGGAGCCAAAGCAUCAUCCAAAACAGGAGAAGAUACCAGUGUAACUGUGCAGGAUGAGUCUUUUAAUCCUGUACCCUGCCAGGAGUGUUACUGUGGACCCAAAAGAAACCUCACCACCAAACUCAACAUCAUCACAUGCACACCAGUUGUUUGUAACACAAGCUGCUCUGAAGGUUUUGAAUAUCAGACUACUACAGAUGAGUGCUGUGGGACGUGUGUACAGAAGAGCUGUAUUUUCACCACUUCUAAAGACCAGACAGUAAAGAUCCUUGAGGUCAACAGCACUUUUGUUCCACCUGGUGACAAUUGUGUGCAAUACAAAUGUGAGAAGAUCAACGGACAGAUUCUGAUCAAGGAAACAAGGACCACUUGUCCUCCCUUCAACCCGCUGGACUGUAAACCUGGUACUGAGACAGCUGAUGCCAGCGGCUGCUGCAAAAUCUGCAAGCCAGAGAGUGUCUGUAAGGUCGACAGUAAGAGGACCAUCAUUAAGGUGAACAACUGCAUCAGUGCUGAGCCGGUUUACGUCACAUCAUGUGUUGGACAUUGCAGAAGCUCAUCUAUGUACUCAGCAGCAGCUAACAUGAUGAUGCACCACUGUGAGUGUUGCCAUGAGGCCACAACCAGCAUGAAGCAAGUGCAGCUGACCUGCGCUGAUGGUUCCAAAGUCCAGCACAGCUACACCCAUGUGGAAAACUGCCGCUGCAGACAGGAAGGAUGCGCAGCAAGCACCACAACUAAACCUCAGCGCCGUAGGAGACGCUGAACCGCUUCUCAUUUACAAUCAUAAAUGUUGUAACUUUUUCCACACUUUAUUAUUUAUAGUGCAAUGUGCUCAUCUCCAGAGUCACUGUUAGAAAUAAAACUACUUCUGCAUUUAUUGCUGAUAAUAAAUAAAACAUAUCUGCAAAAUGA
This is a messenger RNA of Girardinichthys multiradiatus, 6830 nucleotides long. Its product is annotated as mucin-2-like. The transcript has 19 exons. Gene Ontology annotation, cellular component: extracellular matrix. The record is from RefSeq and is a predicted model, not a curated record. Lineage: Eukaryota; Metazoa; Chordata; Actinopteri; Cyprinodontiformes; Goodeidae. Bases 370 to 6681 code for a protein of 2103 amino acids. Gene Ontology annotation, molecular function: protein binding.